Molecule: messenger RNA, 2002 nt
Organism: Episyrphus balteatus (marmalade hoverfly)
Lineage: Eukaryota; Metazoa; Arthropoda; Insecta; Diptera; Syrphidae
Gene: Art1
Product: protein arginine N-methyltransferase 1-A
Exons: 4
Coding region: 296-1363 (355 amino acids)
Biological process (GO): peptidyl-arginine methylation
Cellular component (GO): nucleus
Molecular function (GO): protein-arginine N-methyltransferase activity
Source: RefSeq, a predicted model, not a curated record
AAAAAUAUCCCCUCUCUCUUUCUGAUGAUCAACCGUGACAAGAAGACCGUCAAAUCGUGCGUGUGCGGUUAAAAGUGUGAAUUUCAUUUGCAAAAUCCCCGGAGAAUUUUUUGUUAAUUUUUUUUUAUAUGCAAAACUGCACCACAUUUUCUUUCUAAUUACAACAUUUUUUUAAGUUCAGGACUAAAAUAUUUGCUAAGCUAUAAAACCCAGCAAAGCUCCUCCAAAACUAUACAAAAUUAAUCUAAAAAUUCAACAGAAACAAGGCGCUCCGCCCGAAAUUGAAAUAAAAAAAAUGUCAGAAGAUAUUGCAAUGGAAAACAAUACGACACCGGUUAAAAAGAUCAAUGCCACAACGACGACAGCGUCCGCCGAUGAAAUGACGUCGCGGGAUUAUUACUUUGAUUCAUAUGCCCAUUUUGGUAUUCACGAGGAGAUGUUAAAGGAUGAGGUGCGAACCAUUACCUAUCGUAAUGCAAUGUAUCAUAAUAAGCAUUUAUUCCGUGGAAAGGUGGUACUCGAUGUUGGAUGUGGUACUGGCAUUUUGUCAAUGUUUGCCGCUAAAGCUGGAGCAGCCAAAGUAAUUGCUGUUGAUUGCUCAAAUAUUGUUGAGUAUGCCCGCCAAGUUGUGAUUGAUAAUAAUCUAACAGAUGUGGUUAAAGUUGUUAAGGGAAAAAUUGAAGAAAUCGAAUUACCCAAUGGCAUUGAGAAAGUUGACAUCAUUAUAUCCGAGUGGAUGGGAUAUUGUCUCUUUUAUGAGUCUAUGUUGGACACAGUACUGUAUGCGCGCGAUAAAUGGCUUAAGUCUGACGGUAUGAUGUUCCCCGACCGUGGUACACUCUACAUUACUGCCAUCGAAGAUCGUCAGUAUAAAGAUGAGAAAAUUAACUGGUGGGAUGAUGUCUAUGGUUUCGAUAUGAGUUGUAUUCGUAAAGUAGCAGUCACUGAACCGCUUGUCGAUGUUGUAGAUCCCAAACAAGUUGUUUCCACAUCCUACAUGGUCAAGGAAGUCGAUCUAUACACAGUCAAGAAAACAGAUCUUGAAUUCUCUUCGCCCUUUAAUCUAAUUAUCAAACGAAACGACUUCGUUCAGGCAUUAGUCACAUACUUUAACAUUGAGUUUACAAAAUGCCACAAGCGCCUAGGAUUCAGUACAUCUCCCGAAGCAACAUACACACAUUGGAAACAAACCGUUUUCUACCUCGAUGAUUAUUUGACAGUCAAGAAGGGCGAAGAGAUUCACGGAACUUUCAAAAUGAAGCCAAACGAAAGAAAUAAUCGUGAUUUAGAUUUUACCAUCGAUGUUAAUUUCAAAGGUGAACUAUCCGAUGUGCAUGAAAAUAAUACCUAUCGGAUGCGCUAAAAAAAACGUUGUAGUACAAGCACCAAGUAAAUUUAUACAAGAUAUUAAAUAUAAAUACCACUGCAGCGAAAUUGAAAUAAAAAAAAUAAACCAGCGGUUUAAACAAAUACUUAUUUGCCAAUCUAUAAUAAUUGUUUAAAAAAAUAAAUGAAACAAACCGAAUAUAAACAGAAAAAUAAAACCGCUGGAUAUUUCAGCUUUCGUUUAAUUAAAAAAACAAAAAAAAUAAAAAAUAAAACGAAUGAACGAAAUUCAGCUAAAAAUACAUCUAAAUUACAUUUAUCGAACAAGACUUCAUUAUUUUUUUUUUUUUUAUUAGAAAUAUUUGUAUGUGUUCCAAUAUUACUGUGACAAACUAUGUAAAAUCAUAUUGUUUGUUUUCUCCAUUUAUAUAAAGGACCUUAUUAUCUCAGAAUAUAACAAAAAAACAAAAAUAAAUAAAUCCAUAGAACUAUAUAAUUUUUAAUAAAAAAAUAACAAGAAAUUGAUGGGGAAGAGACAUCAUCAUCAGGGUGACAAGUGUGUUAGCUAAGAAAAUGAUGCUUUGUAUUAGAUAUUUUAUAUAUAUCAAUGAAUGAGAGAAAUUUACAUUUAAUAAACAAUAAAGAAUAAACUGUAGUUCGUACGCAACAACAAUAA